AUGGGCAGUAAUAGGAAAAGCCAAGAUUCUCAAGGGGAAGCAAGAGAGUCUGGAGGGGGCAAUAGGAGAAAUGCAAUAAACGGAGAUGAAAACAAUACAUUAACCAAGGAGCCAAAAUCAAAACAAGUGGAAAUACAGUUUAAAAUAUAUAUGAUAAAUAUACAAUGUUUUACUAGACAAAAGUUAGCAGAAAUAGAAAGUGUUAUAGACAAUGAUAAUAAGAUAUUUUGUUUAACCGAAACUCAUCAGAAACUAGACAAGUUAGCAUUAAGUAAAGGUAUAAAUAAAAUAGAAAAUAUGAGGGAGAUGAAAGACAUAAAAGGAGGAGGGUUAAUGAUGCUGCAUAGAAACAGCGAUAACACAGAGUUAAACAAGGUGGAGACCAUUAGCAAAGACUUAUUGUAUGCUAAAUGCAAAAUACACAAUAAUACUAUCCAUAUUUUGUUGUUAUACUUAUCAGUAGGAAACACAGAGGAGGAUAAAAACAGAGAUAAAGUAAUAAAAAUAGAAUGUGAAAACAUUAUUAAAAACAUAAACGACAAAGAAUCACUAUUAAUUUUAGGAGAUUUUAAUGGCCAUAUAGGUUUCCUAGGCCACCAGAAUACAGACAGAAACGGGGAAAUAAUAUUAGAAUGGAUGAAUGAGCAUAGGCUAAUACUACUUAACGCAGAAGACAGAUGUACUGGAGUAUACACAUGGGAGAGAAUGCAAAUGAAAAGUGUAAUAGAUUUUGCUUUAGUCAAUGAGAAGUUAUAUAAAAAUUUUGAGGAGAUGGUAAUAGAUGAAGACAAAAAUGAAUUUGAUAUCUCAGACCAUAACCUAAUUACCAUUAACUCAACAUUCAAAGGACAGAACAAGAAUCUCAACAAGGGUAAAUGGGAGGAAGUAAAAUACUUCAAAACAGAUGAAGACAACCUAAAUGACUUUAUUAAAAAACUAGAAGAGAUCCUAAUAGAUAAAGACACUGACAGAAUCACAGAAAUGGACUCAUCAAUAAAAGAAGUAGCAGAAGAUAAGCUAGUGAGAACAUAUAGGAGAAAGAUGCUAGUAGAGGAGAAAGUAGAAGAGCAACCCUGGUUCAGUGAAGAAAUAAGAAAAGGUAUCAAGGAAAGGAAGGAGCUGAAUAGGAAGAAAAGGAAUGAGAGAGAUAAUGUCGUAAAGGAAAGUUUAGAGAAGAAAUAUAUGCAAAAGAAAAAAGAAGUGCAGCUACUAAUAAGAGAAGAGAUAACAAUUUAUGAAAAGAAAAUAACAGAAGAAAUAAGAAGAAACAAAAACAAAGAGCUCUGGGAAAAUAUUGAGAAAAGGAUGGAAUAUGAAAAUGAAUUGGCAGAAGAAGAUGAUAUCAUUAGAAUUGGAGACUAUAGAUUCCCAAAAGUACUAAGAGAACACAUGGACCCAAUGAUGGAAUGCAAAAGGAAGAUAAUCCCAAUGCAGGAACCUCUGAUAACCAAGGAAAAAGUCAUAGCAUGUCUAAGUAAGCUCAAAGCUAAAAAAGCUGCAGGCCCAGAUGGAAUCAAACCAGAGUUUUACAAAGCAUUAAUGAAGAGCAAAACCUGUAUAGAAGUAUUAGUUAGAUGCUACAACAAAGAGCUAGAAAUCAAAGAAAAGCCAGAAUCUUGGAAGACAUCGAGAACAAAAAUGAUAGAAAAGAAAAGGAAACCAAGGGCUAAGGCAGGGCCGUUUCUAGUUCAUUAG
This is a messenger RNA of Macrobrachium nipponense, 1695 nucleotides long. Its product is annotated as chromosome partition protein Smc-like. Lineage: Eukaryota; Metazoa; Arthropoda; Malacostraca; Decapoda; Palaemonidae. The transcript has 3 exons. The record is from RefSeq and is a predicted model, not a curated record. Gene Ontology annotation, molecular function: catalytic activity. The coding region runs from base 1 to 1695 and encodes 564 amino acids.